AUGCGCACGAUGGCCGGCCACCCGCCGCAGAUCGGAUACUUCGAGAUACGCCGAGCCGGGGUGGCGCCGCCGGAGGUCCUCCUUUCGAUGAUCUGGCCCGGGCUAGACCGUUGGCGAGGCCGUUUCGGCCCGGGAAUCGAGCAGGAGAACGACCUGGCGGCGAUGGGCUCGACGAACCUUCCUUUCUAUCUGCGGGAGGUUGUCUUAAAGAAAUACCCCGGCAGCCCCGUUUGGAACCACCCAGUCUUUCGGCACCCGGCCUACGCGCCAUUCGCGCAGCAGCUAUCGGACUUCAUCCUCGAAGAGGAGCGGCAGAACCAGCUGGCCGUCCUGAUCCAAGUGAUGCCGGUCCUCGCAGACUACCUUGAAUCUAUCGACGCGCGGCAUGAAGCCAGGACAGUCUAG
Messenger RNA from Hirsutella rhossiliensis, 405 nucleotides. Its product is annotated as centromere DNA-binding protein complex CBF3 subunit. NCBI's taxonomy places the organism in Eukaryota, Fungi, Ascomycota, Sordariomycetes, Hypocreales, Ophiocordycipitaceae. Bases 1 to 405 code for a protein of 134 amino acids. The transcript has a single exon. The record is from RefSeq and is a predicted model, not a curated record. Gene Ontology annotation, molecular function: DNA binding.